Messenger RNA from Chanos chanos (milkfish), 4968 nucleotides. Its product is annotated as complement C3-like. NCBI's taxonomy places the organism in Eukaryota, Metazoa, Chordata, Actinopteri, Gonorynchiformes, Chanidae. Gene Ontology annotation, cellular component: extracellular region. The transcript has 41 exons. The record is from RefSeq and is a predicted model, not a curated record. Bases 1 to 4968 code for a protein of 1655 amino acids. Gene Ontology annotation, molecular function: protein binding; endopeptidase inhibitor activity.
AUGGUGCCCGCGGGCACCAAGUCGCCCGCAGGGACCACAUCAGUCGCCCGCAGACACUUUGACAGACACAGUCAGGAACAGACAGACAGGAUACAUAUGGACCUGGUGUGGCUGGCAGUGGUGUCUCUCUCCUUACCCCUGAUCUCAGAAUGCACUCCACUCUACAUCAUGUCGGCUCCAAACGUACUUCGGAUAGGAACGACAGAGAGAGUGUUUGUGGAGGCACAGGACUACAGUGGCAAAAAUUUUAAUGUCCAAAUCAGAGUGUUGUCUUUUCCCAGAAAAGACAGAGAGCUUUUCAGAACGACUGUCACCUUGUCUGCCGCAAACAACUUCCAGGUCUUAAAGGACAUAAAGAUUCAACGAAUACCGGACGUAUUUAAAGAUGACUCUGAAAUGCAGCCGUUUGUCGUCCUGACAGCCCAGUUCCCAACAAACACACUGAAGAAGGUUGUCUUAGUGUCCUUUCAAAUUGGGUACCUUUUUGUCCAAACUGAUAAGACCCUCUACACUCCAGAUUCUACAGUGAAAUACAGAGUGUUUGCCCUUAAUGCUGGAUUACAGCCUGUUGAUAACACGGUCUAUGUGGAGAUUGAGACACCGGAGGGAAUAAUGGUUAAGAGGGACCUGUUUCGACCAAAUAAUGGGAUAACGAUUGGAGAACACAAGCUGGGCAAUCCUGUCAGUUUUGGGAUCUGGAAGAUAUACACAAGGUUUCAGAGUGCUACUCAGAAGAAUUUCUCAACUGAGUUUGAAGUCAAAGAAUAUGUGCUGCCCAGUUUUGAAGUUAAACUGAAGCCAGAGAAAAACUUUUUCUCCAUCAAAGAUAAAGAAUUUAAAGUUGACAUUGAGGCCAGGUAUUUGUUUGAGAAGGAGGUCUCAGGAAUGGCUUAUGUGGUGUUUGGUGUGCUGAAGGAAAGUGCUAAGAGAGCCCUACCAAGCUCUUUAAAGAGAGUAGAGAUAUAUAAUGGAAAGGGAGUAGCAACACUGAAGAGAGAAGACAUCACAGAGAUCUUCCCAAAAAUCGAUGAGCUAGACAAGCACUCUCUGUAUGUGUCUGUCAGUGUGCUGACUGAUUUGGGCAGUGAAAUGGUGGAGGCCCAGAGAGGUGGAAUUCAUAUAGUCUCGUCUCCAUACACCAUUCAUUUCAGGAAAACACCGCAAUACUUCAAACCUGGCAUGCCCUUUGAUGUGAUGGUUUAUGUCACAAACCCUGAUGAAACCCCAGCAAAACGUAUUGCAGUGGAGGUUAACCCCGGUCUGGUGAGGGGACAUACUGGUGAAAAUGGAAUGACCAAGCUUACUGUCAACACCCGGAAAGGAUCCAAAACACUGACAAUCACUGCUAAAACGGAUGACCCACACCUAGAUGAUGAUAAACAGGCUAAAGGGCAGAUGACGGCUCAUGCUUACUCUCCCCCUGCUGGUUCUGGACACUACCUGCACAUUAGCAUAAACAGUGCAGGACUCGUCAAACAACAAUCAUUCACAGCCAAUCUUAUUUGGGGUGAAAACCGAAAAGUACAGAACCUACAUAUCACUUACAUGGUCCUCAGUAAAGGACAGAUUCUACAUGUUGGCAGAGUCCCAAUUACAACUCAGUCUGUGUGGGCUCUGCCGUUGACUGUGACAAAGGAAAUGAUCCCUUCCUUUCGUCUGGUGGCGUAUUAUCACAUGGGUACUUCAGAGGUUGUGUCUGACUCCAUCUGGGUUGAUGUGCAGGACACCUGCAUGGGAACGCUUGAAGUGAAAGUUACUCGUCCAAAGGUAACAUAUGAUCCUAGAAAAAGUGUUGAACUAGUCAUCACUGGAGACCCUGGAGCCAGGGUUGGGCUGGUGGCUGUGGAUAAAGGAGUCUAUGUGCUCAACAACAAGAACAGACUCACCCAAACCAAGAUCUGGGACAUCAUUGAGAAAAAUGAUAUUGGUUGCACAGCUGGUAGUGGUAAAGACAGUAUGGGAGUUUUCUAUGAUGCAGGACUGCUGUUUGAGUCCAAUACUGCAGGAAGCACUGUCCCCAGAAGAGAACAUGGUUGCCCUUUUCCUGCCAGCAGAAGACGCCGUGACAUUACAAUCAUGGAAUAUAAGAAAACACUGUUUGAGAAAUAUGAAGGGUUGCAGAGGGAAUGUUGUAUGGAUGGAAUGGUGGAGAAUAUUUUGGGGUACGCGUGCGAACGCCGGGCGGAGUAUAUUGAGGACGGCCAGGAGUGUGUGGAAGCUUUCCUGCACUGCUGCACUCAGUUGGCCAAUAAGAAGAAGGAUGCUGUGGUGGGCGAGCUUUUCCUCGCACGCAGUGAGAUAGAAGAUGUGGAUCUAGAACUUCUUGAGGAUAUCGUGACGCGUUCUGUUUUCCCCGAGAGCUGGCUUUGGGAUUUUUCAGUUGUUCCAGAGUGUCCCAGUGGCAAAUUGUGUAAAACAGAGUCUGUGAAGAGAUCCGAAGCCCUUCCAGACUCCAUAACCACUUGGGUCAUCACUGCCAUUGGCCUGUCCAAAACUCAUGGUAUCUGUGUGGCAAAUCCUUUGGAGUUGGUUGUUAGUAGGAAUUUCUUCAUUGAUCUGAAGUUACCUUAUUCAGCUGUGCGCAGUGAGCAACUGGAAAUCAAAGUCAUUCUUUACAACUACAUGGAGGAUGCUAUGAAUAAGGUUUUCGUAGAGAUUUUUGAAAACCAGGAGAUUUGCAGCUCAGCCACUAAGAAAAAGAAAUAUCGUACCAGAGUGAGUGUGAGCUCUAUGACAUCACGAGCUGUGCCUUUUGUCAUCAUCCCCAUGGCUGUGGGAGAAUUCACCAUCGAAGUGAGGGCCUUCACUCCUGAUGGGAUAGGGGACCAUGUGCGUAGGCCUUUGAAAGUGGUGGCAGAGGGUGUGUUGACCCGCGUAGAGGGGAAGGCCACGCCUCUGGAACCAGCUAAGCAUGGUGGAAUUCAGAGAACAGAGUUUGAGAGAAUUGAGCUGCCAAACCAAGUACCAGGCACACUUGCACACACCUACAUAGCUAUUAAAGGCAAGCCGUUGAUGUAUAUGGUGGAGAAAUCUAUAAGCGGAAAGGGUAUGGGAGAUCUCAUCCGGCAGCCUGGCGGCUGUGCCGAGCAAAAUAUGAUGUCCAUGGUGCUGCCUCUCAUCGCUACACACUACCUGGACAACACCAACCAGUGGCAUCAAGUGGGCAUGGACCGCCGACCAACAGCCCUUUCUUACAUCUCAAUGGGGUACCAAAAACAGCUUACCUACCGCACGGCACAUGGAUCCAGUGUUUCUUUCAGAAGUAACAGUGGAACUGGCAGCACAUGGAUGACGGCAUAUGCUGCAAAAAUGUUCACCAUAGCCAGCAAAUUGGUUCAAAUCCAGGAGAAUGUGAUCUGUGAGUCCUUCAAGUGGCUGAUUUUGAAUGCAAAACAGCCCGACGGUGUCUAUAAGGAGUUUGCACGCGCAUAUGCAAGUUCACUUAAGGGUGAAGAAAUAGAGGUGUCUAUGACAGCCUUUGUUCUGAUAGCAAUGCAGGAAGGCAAAUCACUUUGUGAAAAUACUCUUCUAAGCAUGUCAGCAGGCAUGAGGAAGUCUGCAGAUUAUCUUGAACGUGUGAUACAAUCUGUGAAAACACCUUACGCGGCUGCCAUAGCCUCCUACGCCUUGGCCAAUGAGGACAAACUCAAGACAGAUGUGCUGUUCAGACAUGCUUCUCCAGAUGGAAGUCACUGGCCAGUUGCUAAUGAUAAUUCCCUCACACUGGAGGCCACUGGUUAUGCCCUGUUGGCCUUGGUCAGAGCGGAGAAAUUCAAGCAAGCCACAACUGUUGUCUCAUGGCUACGAACAAAGCAGAGCUACAGCGGACGAUUUGGUGCCACGCAGGCCACUGUGGUGGUUUUCCAGGCAUUGGUCGAUUACUUCACAAAGGUGUCCGAUAUGCAAGAAAUGAAUCUGAAUGUUGAAAUAAAAGCGUCCUCCAGAAGCGGUCUGAUAAACUGGAAAUUCACCACGGGAACCGGAGCCCUGCAACGCUCAGAAAAGACUUUGACCUUGUAUUAUGCCAAACCUGACAAGAAAAAAUCUGACUGCAAGAACUUUGACCUCAAAGUGACGUUGGAUAAGGAGCGUAGAGUUUCCUACCAUGGAGCCCAUGGAAGUUAUAAGCUAACCACUGAAACCAAGUUCCUGCCUACAAACAGAACAGCUGCAAUGUCUAUUCUGGAUAUCACCAUCCCAACAGGAUUUGUUGUGGAUCAGACAGAUCUUGACAAGUUGAUAUCAGGUAAAGACAGAUACAUUAAGAAAUAUGAGAUGGACAAACUGCUGUCGGACCGAGGCUCUCUUAUUAUCUACCUGGAUAAGAUUUCCAAUCGAAAUUAUGAAAAGAUUGCAUUCAGGAUGCACAGUAUGAUGAAUGUGGGGAUGCCUCAACCUGCUGGAGUCACUGUGUAUGAGUACUACACUCCAGAGAAUCGCUGUGUGAAGUAUUACAGCACUGAGAAGGAUGGGGAAACCCUGCGACAGAUCUGCUUCGGGGACCUUUGCAGAUGUGCUCAAGGUGACUGCACCAAACCGAAGGUAAACCCAGUGCCCGAUGAGAAACAACGGCGUGAUUCUGCCUGUGAUCAGACUGAUUAUGUUUUCAAGGCUACUUUUGAUGAGAAGGAGUUGUCUCGUUUAGGUGACAGCUAUAGUUUCACUAUAGACACCGUUCUAAAAGAGGGGACGGACGUUGUGGUGGAGGGACAGACGCGUGUGUACACAGCCCAUCCAUCCUGUAGAGACGGCCUGAAUCUAGUGAAAGGACAAUCUUACCUGAUCAUGGGAAAGUUCUCUGACCUGGAGAAGCUGCACGGAAGGUACCAGUAUAAAUUUGGGGAGGAGACAUGGCUGGAGCAUUGGCCCACACAAAGGGAGAGUCAAGAGAGUGACGCACACAGACGGAGAUAUAUUGGCAUGAUGGACCUUGUGAGCUAUCUCCAAAGUCCUGGCUGUCUAACGUAA